GGCAACGGAGCCGCCCGUGCGGUCCCGGAGAGCCCCGGCUGCGCCUCCCCCCAUGGCGGGCCCGGCCGGGCGGGCGGCGGGCGGGUGGCCCCGGGAGCUGGGCCUCACCUUCGUGGUCGGGAUGCGGGCGUGCGCGGGCCCCGCCGCGGGGUUCCUGAAGGAGCGCCUGGUGCGGAGCCUCUUCCUGCUGGCCGGCGGCCCCACCGGCGCCCUCUUCAACGUCGUGGCCUUCUCCAGCAAGGUGUUAAAAUGGUGCAACUGCCUAGUCAGAUGUUCGCUCAGUAGCGUCACUGAAGCCGCAGCCUGGGUUCGAUCCCUGAGGUUUGAGAACGGCACGAAUGCUGCGAGCGGCUUGGCUGUGGCGUUUGAGGACCCGGCCUGCCAGUCGGUGUAUCUGUUCACUGACGUACUCCCUGAGCAAGACUCGGAGGAAAUCUGCCAACUUCUCACGGAGAACAAGUUGUGUCCAGUACACGUUGUAUGCCUUCUGGGAGAUUCAGAUGAUCGUGAAAGAAGCAAGCAAAAAACAAUGGAAAAAGUAGCCAGACAAUCAGGGGGGUCCUUUCAAGCGAUCAGACUCCUCCCUUCUGAAAAGGUAAGCUCCAUGUCCAUCUCACAUGUCCAGUGUUGUCACACAGCUAAUAAAGAUCCCCGUGGCUCUCUGCUGGCAAGAUGUCCAGUCACAUACUUUCCUGUUUAUGCUUGGAACCCGGAUUCCCUUUGUAUGCCCUUGAUAUCCUCAGCAAAAAGGAAUUUCAUUGAUUCAUCCCCAGAGGCUUCCAAGUUCAUGAGGGGGGCUCGUGUGUUGGCAAGGAGAGAAGCUGAUGGCUAUUACUACCUGGGCCACAUUGCCCAAGAGGUAAAGAGCUCCAGGGAACGCUUUUUAAUUGAGUUUGACAAAAGUCACACUCUGAAAGGCAAGGUACAGCUUCGCAUGCAGGAAACACCUCUCUAUGACAUUCUCCACUACGAAGAUGCCAGGCAACAGCCUCUUGCUCCAGGAGACAGGGUCUUGGCGCCAUGGGAGGCUAGAGCUGAGCGUUUUGGCCCAGGCACUGUGCUAAAGGUUAUGGAGAACAAGGAGUCACGUUUAGGAUACAACAGAAGGGGAGUGCUUGUGAAUUUCUGGAAUGGACGGACUAAGGAGGUGUCUUCUUACCAAGCUCUGCGGAUCCCUCUGCCCUUAAGCGAACGCAUCAUCCUAGAACUGCAAAUGCCUUUAGCAGCCAGGCAGAUGGUGGUAGAUUCAAGCUUGGAUUACCCAUACAUCGUGACACCAGGUUAUAGAGCCUCAGGCCAUUACAGACAUGGUCACACAGACCUGGACUACUGGCCAAGGGGUCUGUAUUCGACUCAGCCAUGUGCUAAGUGCAGCUGCAGGUGUACCUCGCUUCCCCAUUGCUGCCUUGAAGCCUGGGAACCCACGCGGCCUACAGGGUGCAAAGUGCAGCAGGAAGAUGCCUUCAUCCCAGGAACAAGCUUGCCUAAAGAAGAGGUCAGCAAGAAAAUAGAAGAGCAACUGUCUAAAGUGAGGAUUUCGACUUCAGAAAGUGUUUCCAGAGAGGAAGAGAAAAAGGAAAAUAAGAGAUUGAAGACAGAAAACAUUUCAAAAGAUGUUAAGUCUUGUUUGGAAGAGGACAAUGAUGUUGUAGAACCUAAGAAGAGUCCUCAGAGGGAGAUGGUUCAUGCCAUGGUUGAUACUGCUGUCAACACAGACAGCUGCUUAAUGGAGACAGUCUACAAGGAAGAAGUGGACAGCAGACAGCAGGAUGCUGAAACCAAGGCUGAUGUUAAACACGAACAUGGUCUCUCUGAGUCCAGAGUGGCAGAAGCUCCAAUCCCACAUUCCCAAAGGAGCCCUUCUCUGGGAACCUGUGCUUUGGUUCCUUUCAGGCGCCAAAGCUUCUUUGACCGAGUGAAUCAAUCACUAGAGAAAGAUAGCCUGACCAUCAAAUCAGCUCUACAUGUGCAGAGACCACACAGUACCUCCAGUGCGCAGGCUAGGAGAUCCAUAAAUCUUCUAAAUCUUCCAAAAGACAAAAGCAUUACAAAAUCAAUUUUUAAUGGUGCAUCUCAGGAGAGAUGGAAAGAGAUGGACUUCAGCAGAGCCAAGAUUGAGCACAAAAGGUGGCAAGAGAAACAGAGGCAGCUGAAGAGGGAGCAGCAGCAAGAGACAGAUGGCAUCCGACGCCAGCUGCGCAGGGACAACCAGAGGCAGCGAUUGCGUCAGAGAACAUUGCAAGGGCUGAAGAAACAGCUGGAGCACGAAGACAGAGCUUUGCAGCGCAUGGCACUGCUCCAGGCUGCUGGGGCAGAGAGGAGCAGGAAGGAAUCUUUCUUGCCAGAGGAGGAGAAAAGGAAGGCAAAUCAGAGGAUGCAGUUCUUAAAGACGCAGCGUUUGCACAGAGAGAAGUCGCAGGCAUUACACAAUGAAAGGAGCUUUGAACAAGAGAAAGAAAGGCUGGAUUUUCUCAGGAGCAGAAUGCAGUCACGGCAGGAAAUGUUGGAACAGGAAUCACAGGAGCUGGAUAGGCAACAAAACCAACACCAGGCUGCAAAAGGGAGAGUGUUCCAGAGCAGGGAGCGUUCACGCCAGAAGAUGGAAAAAGGCGGCCAAAAACUCUGUGACCUCCAGCAGUACCUCAGAGAACAGAACCUCUUGAUGCUCCGAGCAUCACUGCUAGCGUAAGGAAGCUGUGGAGUGCGUGAGCAGGUCCUCGAGCAGUUCACAGACCUGCUCUGGAUCUUGUAGGUGUGAGUCAGUGUGCUGGAGCUUGGGUGCUUGAGUGCAGUUGUGGCAAGUGGAAUUAUGAUUCCCGGAGAAGUCUUUACUCUCCCUUCCAUUGCAGCCAGAGUACCUUUUCACCGCUCCAUCCUUUACAUACCUUUCUUUCUGGAGUUACUACUCUAGUCCACCUCUGCCAAGUGAAGGGGUGGAAGUGCAGGCACAGGUUACGUCCUGCUCAUACAAGCCUGCAGGGAAAUCAAAUACAGGCCUGAAAAGGCUUCCGCUGCGGAACUCUGGGAACUUUCUGCCCUGCCGUGGUUCUUCCAGAGCAGCGCCAGAAGAGCACAUUUCUUUGAGGUCAAGGACCACAUAAAAUAGGAAGUGUAGUUAUGCGAUGCUGUCGUACAACUUACCUUGCUAUGUUAGCGUUACAUGAAAUAUGGGGAAGGAGAGCUGGAGACCAGCUGGAUGUUCAAAAAAAACCCAAACAACUGCAGCAAUGAAAAUGUACAUGCUAAAAUGUAAAUUAUCCCCUGCAGUUUCCAUUAUUAACAACUGACUCUUCCAAGCGUCCCAUGGCACAUGAGUUGCAGAGAUCCAUAGGGAAGGAGUCCCCAUACAUAUGACACAGUUGCGUUGCUUCCUGCCAAACUGCUUCAGAGGACAGGGCAGGGAUCCAGUGACGUGAGGGGGGCUUCAGAAAACCUGGUAAGACAAAUUGGAACCCUCCAGCUUGGGCUUCAGGUAAGUGUAGAUCUACUACUGGCAGGGUGUGUGUACUGCUUGGAAUACGUAGGCCAUUCCUCUAGAGGAAGAAUGACAUAGGAACCCAAAAUGCAAAAAGGAAGAUUUUUUUUUUUUCUGGUGACAAGCUACCCUUUCUAGGCAUUCUAGACAAAAAUGCCUGUCUUUUUGGAAAAUCACCAAACCCAGUGGUGGGCUUGGGGGUCUGUUUUGGUUAUGCUCUCACUUUCACGCUGGUUGUCUCCAAAAGCAGGUAAUUUUAUGUCACAAAGAUACUCAGAUGUAGGGCGCCCAGUCAGGAUAAACAGACUUUUUGUUCACCAUGAAUAAAUGAGGAGAACAUUACAAAGACAAAUGAGUUUGUAAAUUGACAAUUAACAAAUUGUGUAAGAAACCGAGGUAGCCAGUAGUGCUAUAGGAGGACAGAGUACCCCAUUCAGGCUAUAGGGUAAAACAUAGUUACCACCUGAGUCCACAAUGCAACAACUUGCUCAUGACUUCCAUGAUUUUGUAAGUAAGUGGAUUACUGACUUCCAUAGUGAAGCAUGUGGUGUCAGCCACAACUGCGGACAAGCUACUGGCUUCUGCCCUCUCCUGAAAGGAAACGGGCACUUCAAGAGACAGUUUUCUGCAGCAGGGGAGAAGAGGGGUUUUUAAUGCACUCUGAUUAGCAGAGGUGCCUUCCUUCACAGAGGGGAGGAGGAGGUUAUGCUUGUCACAUCCUAAAGGGCUGUCCCUCUUCCUCAUAUCAUCAGAGGCACCAAAUAUAGCAGCUGUGUCACAGAGAAUGUUCUCAGCUUCGGGCAGCCAGAAAUGUAAUGUUCUUUUCACGUUGGUAUUAAGGAAAGGAGAAUGGACAUGGCAGAAUUUGCUGGAGCGGAGUCAGAGCUGUAUUGAAGAGUAUUUUUAUUACACAAAAUUAUGCUAAAAUAUAUAUAAUAUUUGAGAUGAUACCUUGUUUUAAGUGAUACCUAGAGCCAAACUAUUUAAAUAACAAAAUUUAAAUGUUGCUACCUGCCAUUCUGUGUGCACUUAGAAAUGUUACACAUUUUCUGGCACAUCAUUCAGCAAAAAGCAUGAGUAUUAUAAAAAGUUACCCCUUUUACAGGAUCACAGCACUGGUGAUAACAGCCAUUUCUAAAUAAAAAAAAUUACAAAAACUUUUAAAAGGGAGCUCCUUUGAAAUUCUGCCAAAUCUUUUGAAUGACCAGCAGUUUCAGACUGCGUUCCUCCAGAGAUAACUGAGAGGUUAUGCUUUCAGCUUUCCCCAAGAAGACAAAGUUAAUCUCUCAUCCAGAUGUUUACAAACUAUUCUAAGGCCUUAAUAGCUGAAAGGGGUAAUUUUAACUUUAGGAUCCAUAAUACACAUAAACCUUCCUGAGAUUUUUGGUUUUUCAAAAAAGGAGGAGGAAAGAAAGAUGAACCUAUUAAAGAGAAGACUUUGACAUUUUGUUUGUUUAAAUUAAGGCCUGAAAAAAUUAUAACUUGCUGCAUAUAUGAAAAGUACAUGUGAAGCACAGUUUUGCAUUUUAGACAUGGAAUUCUAUCAUUUGGUUUAAGCUCUGUUUAGCCUCUGGAAAAGUUGGCUUAAGUGUGCUCAGCAAGAACACGGGUGGCUGUGCCCAUGACCUGCCUAACUGAUGGACCCGGCCCAGGCUGCACACACCGCAUCUGAGUGCUGCACCGGGCACCCCUACCCACCCAGCUGGGUGGAAACGGGAGGGGGCACACACACUGCUGAGUGGAAGUGGGUGCUGGCAGCACAUGGAGAUUUUCUUUAAUGUAAGGCUUGGGGGUUGCUUGCUUUUCUGAGUUCUCUUCUACGCAAAAUCGUGCUAGUUAGGACAAUAGUGUACCUAGUUACGAGUUUACUAGUCUAACCAGACUUAGAGAAACAAGCCUAAAACUUAAAAGAUAUUAAACUCUACUGCUGCUUUCAUCCUUAAGCAUUUUGAAAUGGAACAUGUAAUGAUUAAUGGAAAGUACAUGAAAUAUAUUAGGCAGAAUCUCAACUUAUUUUUCAGAUUUCAUUUAUAUAUCAUUAAUCAUUAUUUUAUAAUCACCAUAAACCAGCAGAUUGUCUGCUUAUGUACUUUCUCUUUAUUGCUUAACCAUCUGAAAACAGACCACUGCUGCAAUUUCACAUAUAGUAUAUCUGGGAAUAGAUUUAGUAUUACA
Grus americana (Whooping crane) is the source of this 5650-nucleotide messenger RNA. RefSeq lists its product as uncharacterized. The record is from RefSeq and is a predicted model, not a curated record. The transcript has 11 exons. Bases 53 to 2689 code for a protein of 878 amino acids. Lineage: Eukaryota; Metazoa; Chordata; Aves; Gruiformes; Gruidae.